Podarcis raffonei (Aeolian wall lizard) is the source of this 4206-nucleotide messenger RNA. It is a transcript of the gene ATP6V1A, whose product is annotated as ATPase H+ transporting V1 subunit A. Gene Ontology annotation, biological process: ATP metabolic process; proton transmembrane transport. Bases 164 to 2017 code for a protein of 617 amino acids. Lineage: Eukaryota; Metazoa; Chordata; Lepidosauria; Squamata; Lacertidae. Gene Ontology annotation, molecular function: ATP hydrolysis activity; ATP binding; proton-transporting ATPase activity, rotational mechanism. Gene Ontology annotation, cellular component: proton-transporting V-type ATPase, V1 domain; lysosomal membrane. The transcript has 15 exons. The record is from RefSeq and is a predicted model, not a curated record.
UUUGCUGUGUCUUCCUGAAAUGCCUUCUUUCCUAUCUCUUCGGAGCCAGGAAGGCAAACCAUUUGCUUUUUCCUGGUUUCUUAGAGCUUGUGUUUGGAUUCCUUCAUAAGACUGGUGGAUAUUUUUUUUUUGUGGCUUCCCCUAAGCUAGCUGGACAGGAAAGAUGGAUUUCUCCAAACUUCCCAAAGUACGUGAUGAAGACAGAGAGGAUGCCUUUGGCUAUGUCUUUGGUGUUUCAGGACCUGUUGUCACUGCCUGCAACAUGGCAGGUGCCGCUAUGUAUGAACUGGUACGAGUUGGCCACUGUGAGCUGGUCGGAGAAAUUAUCCGGCUGGAGGGGGACAUGGCAACUAUUCAGGUAUAUGAGGAAACCUCUGGUGUUUCCGUAGGAGACCCCGUACUCCGUACUGGCAAGCCCCUCUCGGUGGAGCUUGGCCCUGGAAUCAUGGGAGCCAUUUUUGACGGUAUUCAGAGGCCUCUGUCAGACAUCAGCACUCAAACCCAGAGCAUUUACAUCCCCAGAGGAGUCAAUGUGACAGCUCUGAGCAGAGAUCUCAAAUGGGACUUCUCGCCUGUCAAAAACCUGCGGGUUGGCAGUCAUAUCACAGGCGGUGAUAUUUAUGGCCUAGUGACUGAAAACUCUCUCAUCAAACACAAGAUCAUGUUGCCCCCGCGAAACAGGGGGACAGUGACCUACAUUGCUCCACCUGGGAAUUACGACGCGUCUGAUGUUGUGUUGGAGCUGGAGUUUGAGGGAGUGAAGGAGAAAUUCACUAUGGUCCAGGUCUGGCCUGUACGGCAAGUCCGCCCUGUCACAGAAAAGUUGCCCGCCAAUCACCCUCUCUUAACGGGUCAGAGAGUCCUUGAUGCCCUCUUUCCGUGUGUUCAAGGAGGCACGACGGCUAUUCCUGGGGCUUUUGGCUGCGGAAAGACUGUGAUUUCUCAGUCUCUAUCCAAAUAUUCCAACAGUGAUGUUAUCAUAUACGUAGGCUGUGGGGAACGAGGAAAUGAAAUGUCUGAAGUCCUCAGAGACUUCCCAGAGCUCACAAUGGAGGUUGAUGGGAAGGUCGAAAGCAUUAUGAAGAGAACUGCUCUGGUCGCAAACACCUCCAACAUGCCUGUGGCUGCCAGGGAAGCUUCCAUCUACACUGGGAUCACCUUGUCUGAGUAUUUCCGCGACAUGGGCUACAAUGUCAGUAUGAUGGCUGACUCUACAUCCCGAUGGGCGGAGGCCCUUCGAGAAAUUUCGGGACGCCUCGCUGAGAUGCCUGCUGAUAGCGGUUAUCCAGCCUAUCUCGGCGCCCGCUUGGCUUCUUUCUACGAACGGGCCGGCAGAGUGAAGUGUCUGGGGAACCCAGAGAGGGAAGGGAGCGUCAGCAUUGUGGGAGCUGUAUCUCCUCCGGGCGGCGACUUCUCUGACCCUGUUACUUCUGCUACUCUGGGCAUCGUUCAGGUGUUCUGGGGCUUGGAUAAGAAGCUUGCUCAGCGUAAGCACUUCCCAUCUGUGAAUUGGCUGAUCAGCUACAGCAAGUACACGCGCGCUCUAGACGAGUACUAUGACAAGCACUUCCCAGAGUUUGUCCCCUUGAGGACUAAAGCAAAGGAGAUCUUGCAGGAAGAGGAGGAUCUCGCAGAGAUUGUUCAGCUGGUGGGGAAGGCUUCCUUGGCAGAAACAGACAAAAUUACAUUGGAAGUUGCCAAGCUCAUUAAAGAUGACUUCCUGCAACAGAAUGGCUACACUCCAUAUGACAGGUUCUGCCCAUUUUAUAAGACAGUGGGAAUACUGUCCAACAUGAUCGCGUUUUAUGAUAUGGCACGUCGAGCAGUUGAGACCACUGCCCAGAGUGACAAUAAGAUCACUUGGGCCAUCAUCAGAGAGAACAUGAAUGAGAUUCUUUACCGACUCACAUCAAUGAAAUUCAAGGACCCAGUGAAAGAUGGAGAGGCCAAGAUCAAAGCAGACUACGCCCAGCUCUUUGAAGACAUGCAGAAUGCAUUCCGCAGUUUGGAAGACUAGAGUCACGACUCUUCUGGAGCCCCAACUGAGUGUGUUCCUCAUCUCCGUCUUCUUGCUUUUCCAUGGAUAGAAGAUGCACACUUCACUGAAGAUUUCCUUUUAUCUUUGAAAACAUUCCCGUUUAGUUUGAUAGCUGUGUUUUUGUGUGUGUAAAUCUGAGCUUCAGAGCGUAAAACAGGUUUUGUAAAGGUCCCUUUGAGGUUGAAAGUCUCCUUUACCAGAUUUGACCUCUUAGCCAGCAGUUUCCCUUUCUUUGGAAGAGAACCAGGGGAGCUCAAGAGUUUUUCUGGGGGAGAGAAAAAACCCACAUAUCCUGCUGUAUAUGUAUAGAUUGCAUUGGGGCACUUGAACCCUUUUUCCUGGAUUACUGCUAUUCACUUGAGGCAAUUCUGAUGCAUCAGAGAUAGGAUUUAUUUAUUGUACUUUAAUGUUGCUGCUGCUGCUACCCUGAAAAAAAUCAAAUCUAUAAAUUACUUAGCUACAAUAUUAUUUAACUAUUUUCCUGUUUCAUCCAGUGUUGAAAAAUUGCAGGCUUGUGGGGGCAAAGAGGAGAGCCCAGCAGCAAUCUUUCUGCUCAUCUUAUCUGAGGAAGCACAAUUUUCCUUAAAUAUAAAUUACAUUUAUUACUCACAACCAUGGAUGCUUCUAGCUAGUAAUGGGUUCCACUCUCUCCCUAGAUCAUCUCCACCCCCAAAUACAGAAAUUAAGUCACGUCUCUGUGUGCUGCAGCUUAAUAUAUAUAUUUGCCUAUAUGCAGUGGGAUAAGGCAGAAACUUAAUCAUUGUUUUUCAGUGGGACAAGGCAGCAGUCCUCUCCUCUGCCUCCUUGCCUGCGUUAUUCUUUGCAGUUACCGCAACAAUUAAAGCAAAAUUGGGAGCCACACAUUUUUUACUUUGGAUUUUUGUUUUUAUUUCAAUCACUGGAAUAGCGGAACAGUAGUUCUUAACAUUAUAGGGCAGGGAUGGGGGUAGAGAUGGGAAGGUCUGGGGGAAAACUGGAAAAAUUGGGGGGGGGGUAAUUUCCCCCCCAAAGCCGUUUUUUUGGGGGGGACGACAGCUUGGGGGGGAAUGGGGGUGGACCUAGUCCCCCCUCAAUUUUUCUGAUUUUCCCCAGGCUUUGGCUGUCUGAAUUUUACUGGACUCCAGCUCCCAUCAGUCUCAGGUAGCAUGGCUGGUGGUUGGGAAUGUCAGGGGUUGAAGGCAGACAGCAGCUGGAGCCUAUAGGUUUCCCCAUCGCUGUGGUGGAGUAAGAGAAUAUAGAGAAUUUGUCAUUUUACAGAGCUGGUGAUUUUGGGACGUUUGCUCUGCUAGUCUUGUCUUGCAGGACACGUGAGCAGUACUGCUCAGUUACCUUCUAGCGCGCAGGGUAGUAUUUUCUCACCUUGGAGAAGUUAGUUACUUUUCCUGGUGCUCAUGUUCUGAUUACAGUUUCAAUAAUGAAGAAGAACCUUAAUUUCCACUGAAUAAACAUCUAGUGCCAUCAUGUCACUGCUGCAAAAACACGGGUUCCUAGCAAAAAAACACCUAAUGCCCCUUCUGGGUCAGUUUCCUAUUCUAAACAGCAGAAAACCUGCUUAGUUGCAGAAUGGUUAUAACUGCAGGUGACACUUGUACAAGUUAAAUGCUCCAUCUCUCUCUCCACCCAAAAAUAAAAUAACGUUGCCAGGAAGUUUCUAGGUUCCUAACCCCCAGGUGUAUCUUGUCUUUAAGUUAAAUGCCAGUUAAAACCUAACUGCAUCUUGGCAUUAUUGUUGGUUCUGCAUUGAGUGUCAGUUUCCUCAAGCGUGGCGUAUGAAUGAUUUGUGCAAAACCCACUUUUGCUGAAAACCUAAUUGACUGUACUGUGCUGUAGCAUUUCAUGCCUAUGAAACCGCUAACUACUUUAAGAGGAUGCUGUAAAAUUUUACGAACUAUAUCUGAAAUAAAGAUGUCUAUUUAUUGUGCUGUACCUGCCUAAAACUGGCCAGUUCAGUUUCAUAUAUAUUUUGUCUCCUUGUUUUGUGUCUGUUUUUCAGUGUUAGAAAAAUAACUUGCUGUGCUGCUGCAAAUUCUUGGUUCACCAAAAAGUGGAGAAAUGGGACAAGGUGGGGAGGGGGGAAGGGGAAGCCUGUAUAGUAAGUACAUUAUCUGUUGCUAGAAACUGUGUACAUUGUGGAAGUAACUGAGAAUAAAAAAUGGAUUUAGAAUAUA